This is a messenger RNA of Coccomyxa subellipsoidea C-169, 1160 nucleotides long. RefSeq names its product WD40 repeat-like protein. Gene Ontology annotation, biological process: rescue of stalled cytosolic ribosome; positive regulation of protein phosphorylation. Gene Ontology annotation, cellular component: nucleus; cytosol. NCBI's taxonomy places the organism in Eukaryota, Viridiplantae, Chlorophyta, Trebouxiophyceae, Coccomyxaceae. The coding region runs from base 17 to 970 and encodes 317 amino acids. The transcript has 6 exons. The record is from RefSeq and is a predicted model, not a curated record. Gene Ontology annotation, molecular function: translation regulator activity; protein kinase C binding; ribosome binding.
AUUGAUUCGAGGCAGCAUGGCUGAGACAUUGUACCACCGUGGGAGCCUCGAGGGCCACGCUGGCUGGGUGACGUCCAUCGCCACGCCCCUAGAUCCCAACUCAGACACCAUCCUUUCCUCUUCUAGGGACAAGACCAUUCUGGUGUGGACCUUGACUCGUGAGGAGGGCAACUAUGGAUUUGCUAAGCGGUCGCUGAAGGGGCACUCGCACUUUGUGGAGGAUGUGGUCAUCUCCUCUGACGGCCAGUUUGCUCUGUCUGGCUCCUGGGAUGGCACUCUGCGUCUCUGGGACUUGAGCACUGGACAGACCACUCGCCGUUUCCUGGGACACAGCAAGGAUGUCCUGUCCGUUGCAUUCUCGAUGGACAACCGACAGAUCGUGUCUGGCUCGCGCGACAAGACCAUCAAGCUGUGGAACACCAUUGGCGAGUGCAAGUACACUAUUGCCGAGCCGGAUGGCCACACUGAGUGGGUGUCCUGCGUGCGCUUCUCCCCCGUCACCAACAACCCCAUCAUUGUCUCCGCUGGCUGGGACAAGCUGGUCAAGGUGUGGAACUUGACGAACUGCAAACUCAGAGCCAACCUGCAGGGCCACAGCGGCUACAUCAACACAGUCACCGUUUCCCCCGAUGGCUCCCUGUGCGCGUCCGGCGGCAAGGAUGGCGUGGCGAUGCUGUGGGAUCUGGCUGAGGGCAAGCGGCUGUACAACCUGGAGGCAGGCGAGAUCAUCCACGCGCUGUGCUUCUCCCCCAACCGCUACUGGCUUUGCGCCGCCACCACAAACUGCAUCAAGAUCUGGGACUUGGAGAGCAAGAGCAUUGUGGACGAGCUCAAGCCGGACUUUGGCGAGCUUGGAAAGAAGGCGCAGGUGCCCUACUGCGUGUCCCUGGCCUGGUCGGCUGACGGCGCCACUCUGUACUCUGGCUACACCAACGGCAAAAUCGAGGUCUGGGGCGUGCGCAACGUCUGAGAGCUGCCGGCUUGCUUGAGGUUGUGUUUGCAACGGCUAGCUGCCAGCCUGCCGCAGCAGAGAUUGCAUCUUCUGUAUGAUUACCUGGCUGUUUGGAAGUCUUGGCAGCUUGUAUUGCCAGCAGAUUUUGCUUUUUUCUGCUUCUGCAGAUUCUGUAGUAUCACAUCGUCUGUAAUAGGUUGAGACGUGA